Messenger RNA from Drechmeria coniospora, 3861 nucleotides. RefSeq lists its product as uncharacterized. The coding region runs from base 1 to 3861 and encodes 1286 amino acids. The transcript is spliced from 2 exons. NCBI's taxonomy places the organism in Eukaryota, Fungi, Ascomycota, Sordariomycetes, Hypocreales, Ophiocordycipitaceae. The record is from RefSeq and is a predicted model, not a curated record.
AUGGCGAGCCCGCUCGCCGACGCGACCGCCGCGAGGUCGGCCUCGAGCCUCGCCUCCCACCUCGUCUCGCCCCGCCACGCGCGGUCGAGGUCGGAGAGCGUCUCGAGCGACAAGCCGUCGACCAUCGGCCUCGGCCUCGGCCUGACGAUGCCUCCCCUCGCCGUCUCGCCCGAGCCGGCCUUCAUCGCCGGCCCCGCGGCCUCCCAGAUCGUCGCCGGUCGUCACGACGGCCACGCCGAUGCCUGGUGUGACCAGAACGGCAUCGAGCCCGCCUCGGAGACGACGACGACCUCGCCCGCCGCCCUCCACCUCGUCAACGGCUUCCUCGACCAGCUUCUCUUCCACUUCCUCCAGGUCGCCAAGUCGACCCACCUCGCCGCCCUUCGCCCCGCCGUCUCCGAGAUCCUCAAGCCGAGGCUCGCCGACGACAUCAUCAGGAACGCCGACCAAGAGCUGCGCGAGUAUCUCGGCGGCGCCCACGACGACGAGCAUGCCCCGUCGCCCGAGUCCCGCGCCUGGGACGUCGAGCUGGCCUGGAAGCGGACGCGCCUGCGAUGCAUGGUCUACUCCUCCCUCGGCGACUUCGAGGACGACGACGAAGACUUGUACGUGGAGCGGGACAACCUCGACGUCGGCGCCCACGAGAACCGCGCCGACGCCAUCUCUCCCGCUGUCGCCAUAUUCCUCACCUCGGUCCUCGAGUACGUCGGAGAGCUCACCCUGACCGUCGCCGGCCGCGCCGCCUACCAACGCGUCCGCGCCAAGAUGGAGAGCGACCUCCGCGACGGAACCCGCGACGUGGCCGAGAGUGCCGACCGCGUCGUCGUCGACGACAUGGACGUGGAACGCGUCGCCCUCGACCGCACCCUCGGUCGCCUGUGGCGCGGAUGGAAGAAGCGUAUGCGAUCCCCCGUCACCGACAUGGCCGGCCGUCCCUAUUCCCGAGGCUCCCUCUCCAACCUCUCCAGCAGACCCUCGAGGCAAGACUUGCCCGACGGGAGCGACGCCGGAUCCGGCUGGGCGAGGACGUCGCAGGACACCCUUGCCGAGCACGUCCUGCCCACGGACAUUCCCUUGCCUUUGGGUGACAGGGACGUUGACGAGAUAGAGGUCCCGGGCCUCGUCCAAUACAGCGACGACGAGGACGAGGACGAGGACGACGACGUCGCCGAGCCCAAUCCCGCGCCCCCUCGCCCCAAGAGCCUCUUCAUGGAGCCCUUUGUGCUUGUCAAUGGCCUGCCGGCCGCUUCGUCCACGGCGCAUCCGCAGAUUGUCCUCCAUCCCCCCCGCCGGAGGUCGUCGUCGGUUCCCUCGCCUCCCCUGACGUCAUUCCAUGCCGUCAAACGAUCCGACCUCCAGUCGCCCCGGACGAGGACCCGAAUCGGCGCCCCCGACGAGCCAACCGCCGUCGACGUUGACGCCGCGCAGUUGGAUGCCAUCGUCGAUGCCGACACCGAAGUGGCCGCCGUCCGCAAGCGACCUUCAACGCUGCCUCCGCUCGACACCCAACGCAAGGAGUCGGACUCGUCGGACGAUGCGCACGAGGUCCCCAUCUUGGAGACGGCCGAGGUCGUGACGUCGUCUAGGAUCUCCAUCGCCGGCAGCUCGGCUUCGUCCAUCUCCGACGUCAGCAAACGGUCGUCGAUGAAGCGAUCAUCGAGCGUCCGCUCGGCCCGCAUAAUCGACGUUGCCGGCCCUAGGAGCCCAGCCCGUUCGCGUCCGCCUUCGAUCGAGAUUCCUGACCGCCAACGUCCCGUCAGCUUGUCCGGUCUCGCGCGGGCAGACGCGCACCCUCCCAAUCGUUUCUCAAACACUCGUGACCAUGGGUCUCGGACCUCGAUGGACAAGAAAAAAUCAUUCUCGAGGCAGUCGUCGGUGUACACUUCGGAGUCGGACGAUGCCCUUCGACGCCCCGUCUGGGCACCAGAGUCGCCCAGCACCGUUCGCUCCGGAGCGAGCACCGCGGCCCUCCCUGCUUCUCGUCACGCGAGCGAUCAGGACGCGGCAACGGUGGUCGAGGUAACGCCGGCGUCGUCCGCGGCGAGUCGUGACGUUGCGCAGGCCGACGUCAACCAUGUCACGCCCAAGGCUCAUCACCCGGCCAGCCUCACCAUCGUCGACGGCGCGCCGGCAACCCCUCCGAGGGACGCCGAGAACCUCAACCUUCACAGCCCGACGGCCGACAGUCGUGGCGUGCCCCCGGACGAGCGUUUGGGAGCCAAGGAUACCGACGAGGAUAUCUCGCUCCCGAGGCUGCAGACCAAUCUCCCUCCUCGCCAUGCCCACACGCCCGCCUCCUCCAUCUCCUCCGUCACCUCGCGGUUGAAGCCGGUUAGGGAUUCCGACGACAACUCCAGCCGCUCCGAGAGCGUCGCGCGCAACUUUGAGGAGCUGAUCCAGAGCAACCAAACCAUCAGCUACACGCUCACGCCCGAGAACAUGCGAGGCAUCGACUCCAACCGUUCUCUCGAUGGCCCCAUCAUCACCAAGGUUUCGAAGAAGCCGGACGAUCUUCGCGGCCAAUACCCGUCUCCUCGAUCUUCGCCGACGGUGGCGGACGCCUCGAUGCCACCCCCAACGCAACCGCUGAGGAGCCCGCCGAGGUCCAAAGCGUCGGAGAGCAAGGUUGGCAAGCCGACAGAACUCAUCCCCCGCGUCCCCGUGGGACGGGCAGCGUCGGCCACCCAACCCGGUGCCACCCUCACGCGAGAAGAGCGGGCUCCCAGAGAUUCCAUGACAGACUUUGCCACGUUCCUCAAGUCGACCGGACCCCCUGCCGACGCGGGCCCUUCUCGGAAAGCCGUGUCGGCAAAGGGCAGCGCACCACCUCGGCGCGCCUCCUCGGGCGGUAACUUUGGCCGCUUCCAGCCUCGUGAGGCGGCGAUCGAUUGCAGGGCGGACAAUUCGGACUUGAUCGAUUUCAUCCGCCAAGGUCCGCCCAGCGCUUCGAACGGCCAUCGGAUUCCUCGAAACGUCGCGCCGUUCCGCACGACGAUGGAUUCCGAUCAAAUGUCCAACGCCAUCGGCGGCAAGGCCAUCGACGCCAUGAUUCCUGACAUCCGGCACAGCCAGGCAUCCACGAACCUGACGGAUACCUCGAUGCCGUCGAUGCAAUCUUCCGUCAACUCGAGCUCGGCCCUGCUGAAGAGCAAGAGCCCCGCUGCGACGCCCAAGUUGUUUGAUGAGGGCGGGCUGAUACCCCGGCGCAAGCAGACGCGAGUCCGCGAUCCGUACGCCAUCGAGUACAGCGACGAGGAGGAUGACGACGAUUACGACGACGACGACGAUGACGACGACGACGCAGGCAUGGCAGGGUCCCCUAGGUAUCCCCCCAUCAAGAAGGAGGAGAGUCUGGCCGAAUUCCUGCGCAAUUACGAUCCGCCGCCUGAACCGCUCUCCGCCGCGGCACGGGUGCCCAAGAAGAAAACGAGCUCGCCGAGUCUCAUCGGCAAGUUCGGCCGCGUCGGCUCAAGAGAAGGCAGGGACCCCCUCAUCCCCAGCGAAGAGGCGCUAUCUCCGAACGGCCGUGUUGGCGGGAGGAAUGGACACAUCCCCAUCCAGGUGAACAUGCCGACGGGAUACGACAAGUACGGGUCCACGGACCCCCCCGUGAGCAGCUCCCGCAUCAUGGCGCCCCCUUCCGCCGGGUCGAGGGUUCCCCGAAAGAAGUUUGAACCCCGUGAAGCGGCGACGAGCAGGAUGGAGACGUCGGACUUGGCUGCCUUCCUACGCGACUCUGCGCCGCCCGAGACCGGCGCCGGCGCCGGCGGACCCGCGGCUAAACCAUCACUGCGGCCCGAGGAGAGCGGCAGUAGCAUUUCGAGAAUCUUUGGACGCAGGAAAAAGUCUGGAGUGGCAUAA